Molecule: messenger RNA, 396 nt
Organism: Diaporthe amygdali
Lineage: Eukaryota; Fungi; Ascomycota; Sordariomycetes; Diaporthales; Diaporthaceae
Exons: 1
Coding region: 1-396 (131 amino acids)
Source: RefSeq, a predicted model, not a curated record
AUGAUUAAUGAGAAGCGCCCCAUGCUUUCCCCCCAAGGCGGCCACCCCACGCGAUCCGCUCAACCGGUCAACUGGUCUGGCCGCCUUCUUCUCAUCGAGGCGCCUCUUGGCAGAUCAGGGCCCACGUCCAGCUUAUCCGCCGUCUUCACACCCUCAGCGUCGUAUACGACACGGGAUAGACCUGGGUCCGCGGCCGUAGAUGCCGCCCUGUGGGUUUCGAAAUUCUCCGAGACGGCUCGGAUGAUGCCAUUUACGGUUCGCGACGAACUCCGGGCUCGCCUCGAGGUUCGCCUCGAAGCCCUCACUAGGAAGGCGGCUGGGGAUCGCUACAGACUGCUCUCCAAGUACCACCCCAGAUCCUGUGUCAUUCAGUGGGCUGCUUUACAACCACAAUGA